AUUUUCUCUCCCUCAAACUCCUCUGUUCUUCCAAUUCUUCCGCUUCUCUUUUAUCUUUUAUCUGAUUUUUUUCUUUUUAAUUUUUGAAUCGCUACGAGAAGAUUCAAUUCAAUUUGAAGCGAGAGAAUGGAUUGUUGGUCUGCUGAUCUUCUUCUGUUUGGCGGCUAAGAAAUUAAGAUUCCAAAAAGGAGGAAUUGAAUUCGCGAUAUGAUGAAAUCUGAAAUUUCUGACUUUACUGAAUCAGUUUGUUGAGAUUAUUAGUUCUUUUAGAUAUCUAAGAGAUUUCAAUCUUUGUUAAAUUGUAGUGUCAUGAUUAAAUCUUUUCUUGUUUUGUUUGGCGGCUGAGAAAAUUGAUUUCAGGGUUGUUAAUUUGAUUGAAAGACACGUGAUAAACAUUUUGUUGUGCUUGUGGCAGGUAGGAUGCAGGUUUUUGAUAAAGAAACAAUCAGAUUGGUUGAGUACUCUUCUCAGGAGCAAAUUCUUUGGUUCAUGUGCUAAUCAUGAAGACCUCAGGAAGAACGAGAAGAACGUAUUCUGCAUCGACUGCAAUCAUGGAUUUUGCAGGCAUUGCAUCAAGACUCAUUGUGUCCACAGGUACCUUCAGAUCCUCAAAUAUGUGUACCAUGAUGUGGUUCGACUUCAGGACAUGCAGAAGUAUCUUGAUUGCUCUAAAAUUCAGACAUAUAAAAUCAAUGGUGAAAAGGCUGUACAUUUAAAUCCUAGGCCUCAAUCCAAAGAUACAAAACCAUCAACAAAAUCAAAAACUGGUACUGCUUGUGAAGCUUGUGGAAGAUACCUACAAGACAUGCCGAAUCGCUUUUGUUCCAUUGCAUGCAAGGUUUCUGUUGUGUCUAUGAAGCCUAAAGACCAAAGAAAUGGCAUGUUUAUCUCAAUACAGAAAGUUGCUGAUAUUUCCUUGAAAGAAAACUACCGCCCUGAAGAAAUAAGUACGGAUGAAAAGGAGUCAUCACUCUCUUCAAUUGACAUCUCUGAGGAGACUGGAGUUUGGUUGAAAUCAUCAACCUUAAAGCCAAGGAAGCAAUUACACAAAAGAAAAGGCAUUCCUCGGCGAGCUCCUCUCUGUUAAUGAUGCUGCCAAAGCCACAUGGUUCCUUGGAUCAAGUUUGGUCAACACUGAGGUAUGUAGCAAUAAAUCUAUAGCUAUAAUAAUCAUGGAAAUUUAGGAGAAAGUUUUGGUUUUUAGUUGGGGUUAGUUGGGAGGUCAGCCCCACAAUGUCGAGUGAGACUGAAUUCUUGUGGUUGUACAGCAAAUGAGAGAGAGAGAUGGAGUUGAGGUACGAUUCAUCUUUGAAUCAUUUCAUGGGCAGAUCUGAUUGGAUAUCUUUCAAUGAUUUUGUUUUUCUUUCAAUGGAAAAUUUUUUUUUUAGUAAUUAAUGGUUGAAUGGGAU
Rubroshorea leprosula is the source of this 1409-nucleotide messenger RNA. Lineage: Eukaryota; Viridiplantae; Streptophyta; Magnoliopsida; Malvales; Dipterocarpaceae. The record is from the annotation of a GenBank genome assembly.